Molecule: messenger RNA, 1098 nt
Organism: Phytomonas sp. Hart1
Lineage: Eukaryota; Euglenozoa; Kinetoplastea; Trypanosomatida; Trypanosomatidae
Source: the annotation of a GenBank genome assembly
AUGACCUUCACCAGCUCUGUGGUUUCGGUAAUACGCCACUUGAAUCGUCAAAAUCAAUUUUCACUUAGAUUUAAAAACGUUUUGAUCGCGUGCGAUGCGGAUCCUCUUGGGUUAUGUCGCUGGAUUCAACACCGUAAACGAGGUACACCACUUCAUUCCCCGACAUCUCGCGCUGUGGCGAAGUAUUUCAACACUGAUAAAUUCCCCGGAGGUUCCACCAGGGAACUGCUUUCGGGUAAUUUCUCGCGUCCUUCGUCAUCACUUUCGACUUCCAACGCCGUUGACGAUAUUCAAUUCAUCGUUUUAGGGGCUCCAGAGGGGGGAGGGGUACGUGAAAAGGUAGAUUCCAGUGAGCCUAUUACGCACCUUCCGAUUUCCUUGGAAUCUUUGGCGUGUUUGAUACAACACACGUCUAGGACUAGGAACAUUCAGAGGAAUGCGAGCGACGCGGAGCGGAUGGAUCUACUUCAGCUUCCGAGCGGCACCCGCGAUAUCCACCCUUUCCUAAGCGAAUGUGUAAAGCUUCUUUUGCCUCCACGAAGCGUGGAUUUAAUGAUUGUGGACUUUCCGCUUCGAAACUUAGGAUCUUUUAUUCAAGACUCUUUGGUAGUGAGCUCUUUUCUUCUUUCACCGGAUAGUUCUCUGUUGUUUGUGUGUUCCGCGGACUCAGGGGAUAAUAAUAAUAGUAAUGUGGAUGCGUCGUCGUCCGCUGCGGAUUUGAAGCGUUUUGCGAAGCUCAAAUUUCGUGAAUCCUACUGGAGGUCUGUGGAUGGAGGAACGAAGUAUUUUUAUGGCACUUCUACAACCGUCGUUGGGGAAGUCGGACGCGCGGUGAAUCGGAACGACUUUCCUGGAUUCUUGCCUAAAGGAAAGAGGCGCUCGCGACGGUGGAACCCUUAUGAACGACACAAAUAUCACAAAGUUAAAUUUAUUGGAUCAUCUUUUACUGAAGCUCGAAAUACUAAAGAAUCACUUCAAAAUCUGUUAAAUCGACAACAGGAAGAGGAAGAUACGCUGGCGAGGAAGAGUAAGGAACUUUUCGAGGUGUCAUUUGAAAUGGUGGAAAAACAGUCGUUUUAUUCCAAGCGUGAUGACUAA